GGAACCUCGAGGGCGCGGGGCGGGCAUGGCGGCGGCGUCCUCAACAAUGUCUUAAUUUCCGCCGCACACUCCCUUCCCUGCACCGCGGUCUCAGUGUGUGUGAGCACGAGACCAAGAUGUCCAAGAGAGCCCUGGAUGAAGCGGGCUCGAGCGCCGCGCCCCCGCCCAAGAAUCUCAAGGUUCAGUUUGAGCCCAUUCAGUUGGGCUCCAUCUCUACGCUGGAUGAAAUGGAUAUGAAAACACUUCGCUUCCAGAACCACAAGCUCUACCAGCGUCUAGAGCAGAGGAAGAGAAUUGAGGAUGACCUUCGGAGUCGCAUUGAGCAGUUGGAGAAGCGGCAGACGCAGAGUGACGAUGUACUUACGGUUAUCAAUCGGUACUGGAACCAGUUCAAUGAGGACAUCCGCCUCAUGCUGCAGCGCUUUGAUGCAGAGACGGCGGAUGAGUCGGAGACCAAGAAUGAGAGUGAGGCCACCACUUCCUUCCUAACCCAGCUGUCCACUUGGGACCGAGAGGAGCUGGACGAGAAGCUGGUGAACCGUGUGCAGGUGUCCAAGCGGGCUGUUGCCAAGAUUGUGCAAGCCUUUGACCGCCUCCACCAGCGCAAUGAAAAGGUGGCGCGUGCUCUCAAGGGGGAGGCUCUGGAAGGAGAGGCCCCCCCACCCCUGGACGAGGGUGUGAGAGAGCUGAAUUCUGAACUUCAGGCAGAGAACAAGAAUCUUCACGCCCAGAAUCUCUCCUUCCAUGAACGCCACCAUCUCAUGUGUCUCAAGGUUGCAGAAUUAGAAGAGAAGCUGCAAGCAAUGGACACAGAAAAGGCGGAGAUGCAAAACCGGAUAGAGGACAUGGAGUACGACCUUAACCGGACACGGUCACGCUGCGAGAAGGUGGAGAGCCACUUGGCAGACACGUGUCAGAAGCUGAAGGCCAUCCAGGACGAGAGUGGCACCGCAGCUCCCGGAGGCCCAGCCAAGCCUGGGGAGAUGGUGGCGGCUGGCAAGAUUACACCGGCUAUCCCAUCUAAAAAGGUGGAGGAGCUGAACUCUGAGUUGGAGGAACUAAAGGAGCUGAGUGCGAAGCGCCUGGACGAGUUGGAGAAGAAGACCAAUGAACACAAGGAGGCACUGAAGGAGGUGGAACGGCUCAAGAUGGAUUUGCGCCAGCUGCCAGAGAGUGUGAUUGUGGAGACGACAGAGUACAAGUGCCUACAGUCCCAGUUCUCGGUGCUGUACAAUGAUUCCAUGCAGCUCAAGACUCAGCUGGAGGAGACACGGCACCAGCUACAGACCAGCAAGAACGCCCACCUGCGCCAGAUAGAACAAAUGGAGAGUGAGGAGCUAACCAUUCAGAAGAAACUCAGAGCAGAGGUGAUCCAGCUGGAGGACAUGCAAGCCCAGGUGCGCAAGGAGUACGAGAUGCUGAGGAUAGAGUUUGAGCAGAACCUGGCGGCCAACGAGCAGACCGGGCCUAUCAACCGAGAGAUGCGGCACCUCAUCACCUCCCUGCAGAACCACAUCACCCAGCUCAAGGGGGAGAUUCAUCGCUACAAGAGGAAGUACAAGGAGGCAGCUAAUGAUGGAAGCAAGCUGAAGAGAGAAGUGGAGGAGCUGCACCAGAAGCUCGCGGCAAGACAGCGAAGUGCCAGCGUCAGUGAGCGGCAGGACAGCGUCAGCAGCGAUCGAGGCGACGGCAGUAAAGAGCAGAUGGUGAAGGAGGAAGGUAGUGAGUCCUGCGAUUCUUCUGGCCCUCCUACAUCCACCCAGCAGUCCUCAGCCCCGGCAGGAGGAGGAGGGGCUGGAGGGGAGGACAAGGCAGCAGAGGGGACUGAUGUGAAGAAGGAGGAAGGUGAAGAGGAGUCCAAGGAUAAUGAAGAAGGAGGUGAGAAGAAAGAUGAGAAGAUAAAGAAGGAGGUAAAGAAGGAAGGCAAGGAGGGGAAGGAAGGAGGCAGUGGGAAGCAGGGUGGAGCUGCCCCACCUGCCAAGGACUCCAGGGAGAGUGAAAUCAUUCGAAACCUGAAGUCUGAACACAAGAAGGCUGUGAAUGACUACCGAGAAUUGAAGCUGCUGCUGGACAUGUACAAGGGCGUGGGCAAGGAGCAGAGGGACAAGGUGCAGCUGAUGGCGGCCGAGAAGAAGGCGCGUCAGGAGGUGGAGGAGCUCAAGGCACAGGUCAAGAAGCUGCAGGAAAGUAAGCGAGAGGAGAGAAAGAAGCUCGCUGAUGAGGAGGCCAUUCGCAAGAUUAAGCAGCUGGAGGAGUCUGUGCACCAGCUACAGAGGCAGGUGGCUGUGCAGAAGCAGAGAACCUGCUUUCAGGAGGAGGAGACUUUGCUUAACGAGAUGGAGGUGACCGGUCAGGCAUUUGAGGAUAUGCAGGAGCAGAAUAUUCGCCUCAUCCAGCAACUCCGGGAAAAGGAUGAUGCCAACUUUAAACUCAUGUCGGAGCGCAUCAAGUCCAACCAGAUCCAUCAGCUGGCCAACGAGGAGAGGAAUGUGCUUCAGGAACAGACCAACACUCUAACAACACAAGUAGAGGCCCAGAACCAGGUAGUAAGGAAGCUUGAGGAAAAGGAGCGGCUGUUGCAAAACAACCUCACCACUGUUGAGAAGGAGCUCAGCCUCCGUCAACAGGCACUGGAGAUGCACAAGCGCAAGGCCAUCGAGUCCGCCCAGUCUGCUGCUGACCUCAAACUCCAUUUAGAAAAAUACCAUGCACAGAUGAAGGAGGCACAGCAGGUGGUGGCGGAGAAGACCAUGGCACUGGAACAAGAGGCCUUCAAGUACAGAAGAAUACAGGAGGAAGUAGCCAGCUUAAGACGGAAGGUUGAAAGAGCCAAGAAGUUUGAGAUGGUGGACAGAGCAGAUGAGGUGUUGAUGGAGGAGAUCAGGGACUACAAGGACACCCUGACAUGCCCAUCAUGCAAGGUUAAAAGAAAGGAUGCAGUGUUAGUCAAGUGCUUCCAUGUAUUCUGCUUUGACUGCCUGCGGACGCGCUACGAGACCCGACAAAGGAAAUGCCCCAAGUGCAACGCUGCCUUUGGGGCAAAUGACUACCAUCGUCUCUACCUCACCUAGACCAGGCGAGGACCACUGGGGCAGGGCUGGAGGGUAGGGUAGGGGGGAGGGUAGGAUGGUGGGAAAUUAAUUGUUAACAAUUUCUGAAUGAAUGGCUGACAGUGAUUGGCUUUUGUACUGGAACUUAGGUUUCUUAGGUAAAUGUUUACCCAAAAAUAAAUAAAGUGAUCUAUUAUUUAAAUUCUUGUUAAUCCGUUUCUUUUGUUUUACCUCAUGAAAAUCUUUGACAAGUCACAGAAUACUCACAAUGUUUUCACCUUACAGGAAGAGUCCUGCUAUUUGUCUUUUCAUUUUUAGUUAAAUGACAUAUCUUUUAGCUUUAAUGACCUAGCCAGGUAGAUUUUGCCGCAUUACAAUAAAUUUCAUUCAUUUUCUCAUUUGUAACUAAAUUCAUGACAGCUGAUUCUCAAUAUCAUUUAAAACCCAAAUAUACUAAGCUCCUGAGUAUUUUGCACAACAUGAAGUUACAAAGGCACAGAAAAUAUAGUAAUAUACACUGUGUGGCUCGGUGGGAAUGGUGUUUGGCUUGCGACCAAGAGGUUAGGAGUUCAGUCCCAGCUCACGGCGGCUACCUGGCGUGAGAGGUAGCACUUUGUAACCAGCAGAGCUAUGUGGUCCUAGUUACCUAGUUCAGAGGAGAUUUAAGGUCUUUAAUCCAUGUGAAGACAAACACGGACAGCCAAAACAUUAUUAAGAUUAUAUUGAUAAUCGUGAUCAUACUUUUACAAUCCAGAUCCCGGAUAGUAGCCCCAAGGUUCUGGCAGAGGUCAAAGUGAAGCAUAUUUAUUAUUUGUGCAUGUGCAUACACAAAUUUGUCCUUAACUAGAGCUCAUUUAACCCAGCAGAGUAUAUCAUUCAAAAGCUCUUGAGCCAGGGACCUCGUGGAAAUGUGCCAAAGUAAUUAGUAAUAAUGCAAAAAUGGUGCAUCUGUCAGCAGAUGGGAAAAACUCAAAUUUUUAAGUACACAGGUUUCAUUGACUCUCACUUGUUAUACGAUUGUACUUUUAGAUUGACCGAUUGAAAAACUGUGUACUGAUGAUGAUAUGUCAAAGUUCUCAAAAUUUGGGAAUUGUGGCAGUACAGCUAAAGGUACAAUCUAUCAAGACUCAAAUCUCAAUUCCCCCUGAGCUCUGCCUCUUCACAACAAAGACCUACAGUAGUAUUAAAAUUUAUAACGAGACCUCAACAUGUGACACCCAUGUUUUACAUAUGGUUCCUUGCAUUAUAAAAAUCAUCAAUCAUCAAAUCCUACAUAACUUGCAAUGAUAAACAAGUUCAAUAAGAAAUAAUCAAAAUGCAAAAUUGAUUAUAGUUAUCUGGUAAACUGCAGCGAGCAUUAUUAAAAAGUUUUUUCAGAGCCCUGGGAAUCCAGGUGUUGAAGCUCUUACCUUGUUUACAAAAAAAUGACAAAAUUCUCUACUAAUCCCCUAUUGUUCUGUAUGGCAGGAGUCAAUGAGGCCGUUUCCAUCUUACUGUAGUGGGUUAUGAGGCAAUUGGCACAUGACUUUAAGAGCAAGGAUGUGAACACCUCAACAUUGAAGAGUUAAAUUUGUUCAAGAUUUGAAUGAUGGAAAUACUAUGAGACUGAUGUAUGAUAAACUACAUCAUGCCCUAUAUUAGGCAUGAAACUAUACAUCAAUGCAUGAGUUCCUUGUUUUACAGUUUACUUUCAUUCAAUGAAAUUCAUCACAUACUGAUCAUGUUAAAUAGCGGCCCCCAAAAUUACUGUUUCUUGACAAGAACAACUGCAAUGCAUAUGUAAAUAGCAAACAUAAAUAUGAAAAACAUUUGGCGAGGGGGACAAGCAGGUUGAACAGAUGGUUGUGGACAAGUAUCAAACAUUUUGUAAAUAAGACAAUAAUAUUGUAAGCUGCACAAUGGAUGAGAUGAUAUAAUAAAAAACUGACUGGUUGGAAAUAUGGUAAAGGUGAAAACUAGGCAACCACAUACUGUAAGACUUCUUUAAAUUUGUAAAAAGAAAAAUUAUAUUCUGAGGUUACCUUAUCACGAGGAAUUCAGCUGAGUCGGUAAUAUUACCGUGAACCACUGAUCACUUCUAUGUCAAUUUUACCCUUAAUUAAAUAGAAAUGCAUACAGCAAAGCACCAGAAAGCAUCAUAAGAUAUUUGUGGGAAACAUGACAAUAUGCAAGCUGCAGUAGCCUUUGCAAAGCAACUCAAUGGGGAGGACAGAUGGUAAAUAACUGAUUCUCAUGAGCUACCAUGUAAAUGUUGACUGGCAAUUUGCAGCCUCCUUGUGUACUGUUGUGCAAUGUGUUUGGUUCAAGAGAUAAUGGAGGUCAUUUAUUACUUAAUUCUUGCAGGUCACCAAGAGAAUUGAAGUAGCAUUGUAACAACUAUUUCUCCAUUUGACUAUCGUUGCUGGUAUUAUUGUUGCAUAAAUGGAAUCUCUCAAUCUUGGUUUCUCACAGUCCAAAUUUGUUUAUAUUGGUCCAUCAUAGAACCAGAGUCUAACUGGUCAUCAUUAUUUGCUGAACGUGUUGUGUAAAUAUUAUACUUCUAUCUCGGCAUAAUUAUGCAUUCAAUCAUACAUUCACUUGCACAGAGACUAAUGUGCAUGUACUGUGUCAGCCAGUUUUUGUAAAGCUUAACUUCAAUACAUUUACACACUUUGCCAUGAAACCUGAAAAUGUGAAGGGCUCAUUAUACACUUAGCUGUUGUGCUCGUAGUAUGUGAUGUAUUCCCCAUCCCAUACUGACCCAAUCUUAGGGACGUUCAGGUUAUGUAUUCCACACCAGCCUUACAGUGUAGUGAUAAGCACCCUUGUCUUACAGUUUAGAGGCUUUGACAAAAGAAUAUAGAUCAUGAAAGAACUGUAUUAGUGAUGAUUUUCACGUUACUUGAACUUUCUCGAGCAUCAAAGAAAACUGCCAUUGACAUCAUGUCGGAUCACCAAGUAGACUAUGUAAUCUCUAAGCUCGGGACUUUGACUGCAUAGCUCCAUGGCUAGUGCUGCCUCUCCCACCAAGAUGAUGUUUUGACAUGCAAACUCGUGACCUUGUGAAUACUGGGCAAUGUCUUACGAAGCCAGCCAGCCAUGAUUAAAUUGUUACUUCCUAUUGAGAAAAUCAGCUUCUUGUAUGAGAGCUCUAUUUUUUUAUAUAUGUUUAUUUCUUUACUUCUUCUUUUGUCUGUCAGUGUGUAUGUAACAGGCAAAAUAUCUCACUAAGCGAUUCACACAAAUUUAAAUUUUAUGUUGCCAUUAGACAUAAAUUUACUAAUUUAAGUUAUUUAUUUCACCUGUUAUAAUUGUACAGGUCAGAUAGCAGGACUCUUACUGUGGCAAAGUACCUGAUCUGGUUGGAACUCUUCACCAGUCUGAGAGAACUGGUAUGAUUCAGGGUCUCAAUGGUUGCAUAUUGUAAACUGUUGGAGAAUAAGCUUUGAUGAAUGAUAACUGGUUGAAAGUGAGAUGAAUUACAUUGGGGAAGAUCUUGAGACUUUUUUUUUUGCUUUAUGUGACUGAUACAUGUGUAUAUACUUUGUAAAUUAAGUUUGAUUGAUAGGUGAGAUGUCAAACCACCUUACUUAUAAAAAUAAAUUAUGCUUUGGUAUGAAAGGUUAUGUAAUAAGAUCAAUAUGGAAAUGGUUUGUUAGUCUGAUUUUUCACUAAAGCUGCUGAAAAAUCUAAAAAUUGGUCCAUAAGACUGAGCAUCAUGAGCAUUCCACAGACUGAAUGGUGUUGAGCACCAAAUGUUGACCCAGUGUUAGUAUUAUUACAUUUUUACCAAUGUAGCCAGUAAGCCAGUGAAGGCCAUGUAUUGUCAGGGUCACUGCUUCAAAGUCCAAGGCAGUGAGCAACUUUUUCAUGUGAAUUGUAACUUUCUCAAUGUGUUUGUGUUAUGAAACUUAUUUUCUGCUUUACAUUAUUGACAUUCUUCAUUAUGGUCUAGUAUGACAUAAGUUUAUAUAGUUUGCAUACUGUACUCAGCAGAUAAAUCACAGCCAAGAAGUUGACCCCUAGAUAGCAAAUUUAAACUGUGCAAACAAAUGUGAUAUACAGUGGAUACCUAAGUUUAGUGACUGCUUCACAUCAAGAGAAGCAACAAAACUAGAAAAGAGUUAUUAAGUCCAGGUUCCUGUGUGUACUAUGCAUGCUUUAUUUCCACUGGUGCCAAGGUCCCCCAUUGUAUUCCAAGUUCAGCCCAUCAAAAGAACUCAUGCAGUCAGUGCUGGCUCAUUUUCAAACUAUAAUUCCUGACAACACACUACACCAUUGCCAUACAGUUCUAUCUCCCGAGUUGAGUGUAAAAACAGCUCCCUUGCAAAACUGGACUAUGUAGGUAUUCAGUGUUGAAGCAUCAUAUUAUCUAAUCUCACAAGGUUAUUGAACAGAAAUUUAUGUUACUGAGUAAACUUACUAAUUCCUAAUCUAAGGAUGUGCCAAACUUGAGUAUCCACUGUAUGAUAAGAUUUAAAUGAAGAGCCUUCUUCCUUAAGUCUUAAGAAUAGGGAAUUUUUAGCACGUUUGUAAUGCAUGGUACUUAAAUAUAUGGAGCAUUUUAAAACUAUUGAUUUGGCUACGGAAUAUUAAUAACUGAAACACUACUAAGAUAGUAUUAUCUGGGGUUUAUUUACAGUCACACUUUGCAUAUUAUAAAAGUUAAAAUCUUAGGUUUAUUAAACUACUUAAUUUGUGGUCGUUAAAGUCUGAAAUGAGUAUCUUUAAUGUUGAUGGUGCUAAGCAGAAGAGUUUCAAACAGGCCUGCAAUUAUCUUUGUUAUCCCGUAGUAAAUAAUUUUUCAUGUUACCACUCAUGACCCAAUAAAAUUUCCCACAAUAUUC
Eriocheir sinensis (Chinese mitten crab) is the source of this 7876-nucleotide messenger RNA. It is a transcript of the gene Bre1, whose product is annotated as E3 ubiquitin-protein ligase Bre1-like. Bases 117 to 3071 code for a protein of 984 amino acids. NCBI's taxonomy places the organism in Eukaryota, Metazoa, Arthropoda, Malacostraca, Decapoda, Varunidae. The transcript is spliced from 19 exons. Gene Ontology annotation, cellular component: HULC complex; nucleus. Gene Ontology annotation, molecular function: ubiquitin protein ligase activity; metal ion binding. The record is from RefSeq and is a predicted model, not a curated record.